AUGGAAUUUUACCAGAUUAUCACGCUUACUCAAACCCCAUCAGGAGGCUGGUGGGAGGGCACUCUAGAUGGAAUCACCGGCUGGUUUCCCGCUAACCAUGUCACGCCCUCAGAGAUCAACUUUGAGUCAUCCAGCUUAGGUACUUCAAAUCUGGCACUCACCAGCGAACUUAGCGGUGGUUCUGGUCCACUGUCAGGGCAUUUUAGCUCCUCAGAACCGGGGUCUCUUACUGGAAUUGAAUCCCAAUCUCUUGGUUACAAUGGCGAAAAUAUUACAGAAUACCGUGCAAUAGUCAUCAAAGACAUUGAAGACUCUGAACAUGUUUUUAUUGGGCAGCUACAAGAUGCAAUUAACUUGUAUUUGAAACCAAUGUACCAGUAUAAAAUGAAAGAAAUCUGCAGCUUUUUCGUAUCACACCCACAUCAAGUGACAAACACAGCUUUCCCGCCUUCACCCUCUAUAACUGCAGCAACAAAUACGCCCAAUGUUCUAAUUACCAGCUCACUAAGCGUUUCCUUUCGUCGCCUCGACAAGUACCCAGCUUUGCUUCAAGAACUUCAGCGCUACACCGAGGAGAGCCAUGUUGAUAGAGGAGACACUCAACGAGCAGGUUUUCUUUACCGAGAAAUUGCUAUGUCUUGCUUAGAGUUAAGACGGCGAAAAGAAAUGGAGCUUGAAGUGAUGUUGGGCAAUAUUCGCAACUUUGAUGGAUUAAAAGUGGAGACAUACGGCAACAUUCAGCGAAUGGAGCCAGUGUCAAUUUUAAUUUUGCCACCUUGGUCUGAACCAAAGAAAGACUGCUACCUUGUGCUUUUUGCUAAAGUGCUUAUGGUCCUGUCAGUUGGUAAAGAGCUUACUUCAUUUAGCUAUGAGUCAAUGCUCCAACUCGAACGAGCAAGGAUGCCGGUCAUCAACUUUGCCGAAAAACAAGGAGAUAGCUAUGCACGAUUGGAGAUUCAAGGAAAUAGUGCUCACCCACUAUCGGACGCUGAACUAGUGCUCACGUAUAUGGUCCAGUUUAGUGAUGAAGAGGUGUGCAAGGAUUGGUAUCAACAGUUGCAGAAACAGAUUCGCCUAGUGAGUGCCGCUUCGAUGCCUGAUCUAAUUGGAACGGGAAAUGCCAUCAAUGGUUCAUCGAGUUCAUCUAGUCUGACGACCACUUCACCGCCGUCCGGUUCUUCUAGUUCAAGUAUCUCCUCGCCGCAGUCAAGCUCUUCCGUAUCCUCUGUACCACCGAUCAUUGGCAAGCCUCCUGUUGGUCUUGGAAAGCCUCCCCAUCCGCCAACUACGCCACCACCACCGCCACCCGUCCCACCUCUUCCACAGCAUCGACCGUUUAUUCCUUCUCGACAGGUUUUACUGCAAAACGCAUCAACUGCGAUGCUGCCGAGACGAGGCAGUUACUGGUCGGAUAAAAUUCUCACUGCACACGCGCCCCAUCGUCCAGAGUCAGGCUCUGGUUCGCAAAAUUCAGGAUCACUUGAUCCAAAUGAGGAUAUUCAACUACUCAAUGUUAUUGAUGCUUACUAUCGUAAGAUACCUGGCGUUGGAAAGGACCUGGGUGGCGGAAAGACAAGGAAACUUAGCAAUUCAACCACUGUGGAAGGCCUCGCCGGUCUGGGCGCAGUGGGCAUGUCUCACCAGUACCAGCAAGUGCGACUAAAGUCGAAAAUUAAGUUCUGUGGUUAUCUCGAGCAUCCUGAGUUUAAAAAGCGAGAUAUUCGCUACAAGACUUCAACAAGACACGACCCGAAGCGGAUGAACUGGCACGACUAUCAGGAACGUCGUUGGAAGUCAGUUCACUGGAACAAACCGUAUCCAUUGUGGCAAGCAAAAAUGGAUUACGCCGAGAAUCUGGUCCGCCUUGGAAUGCCUGCUUGGACUAUUCAGAAUAUUACCGGGCUCCAUCCUCACUGCAUAGAUUAUCUGGAGCGGAAGGUUUCUGGCAACGUGGUACUCCUUCGAGAGGCUCACUACUCCAACUAUGUCAAUCACACUUCUGGCUCACGGUGA
Messenger RNA from Macrosteles quadrilineatus (aster leafhopper), 2013 nucleotides. RefSeq names its product rho guanine nucleotide exchange factor 7-like. The record is from RefSeq and is a predicted model, not a curated record. The transcript has 5 exons. Lineage: Eukaryota; Metazoa; Arthropoda; Insecta; Hemiptera; Cicadellidae. The coding region runs from base 1 to 2013 and encodes 670 amino acids. Gene Ontology annotation, molecular function: protein binding; guanyl-nucleotide exchange factor activity.